AUGGCUGAAGAAGUUCAGCGGAAACAAUUGGUCUGUGGGAACAAAGUAUCGAGGGAGGUACGAGUUUUCUUCUCAAAAUCAAACCAAUUUGUUUAUGGUUUGGGGAUGGGUCAUAAAGUUAAAGCACUUAGGGAGAGACUAGCUGACAUCGAUGCUGACAGUAAACAAUUCAACUUUGAGGUUCGUGAUGAGGAGAAAGCUUCUUUGAACACGGUCAGGGAGCAAACUACAUCCUCUGAACCUGAAGUUAUAGUUGGGAGAGAAGGUGAUAAAGUGGCACUUAAAACUUUUUUGCUGAAUUCCAACUAUGAACAGAAUGUUUCUGUCAUCUCAAUA
Messenger RNA from Dovyalis caffra, 336 nucleotides. The record is from the annotation of a GenBank genome assembly. Lineage: Eukaryota; Viridiplantae; Streptophyta; Magnoliopsida; Malpighiales; Salicaceae.